AUGGGUGAAAGGGUGCCUAGUAAGCUGACCGAGGCUGGACUCAGUCAAGCGACCGAGAAGCUUUUGCAAGGUGGCAAGUCUUCCUCAGAUCGGCAGUCGGAAGCAGAACUCAAGAAGUCCAAAGGAAACGAAGCGUUGAAGGCUGGGCAGCUGCCCUUGGCAAUCGCUUGCUACACUAUGGCCAUAUCCGCCAUCAAACCUUUCGCUGAGAGUGCGCAGAACCUAAAACAAACAGCUGCAGUCUAUUCUUCCAACCGUUCCGCGGCCUUCGCCAAGCUGCGGCAGUGGCACUACUCGUUGGGUGAUGCCCAGGAGUCAGCGCGACUUAGUCCCCAAUGGUACAAGUCGCAGCUACGGAUUGCCACCGCCUACUUGGGGCAAGGCCACGCUGAACAUGCCUACAAGACCUAUCUCUUCGCCAGUGACUUGCCACAGGGCUAUGCCGAAGCGAUGAAGGAGUGUCAACAUGCGCUCUGGCAAAUUCCUCGCUUGGAGUCUCCACUGGCCAAGCAGCGCCUGACCCGUUUUGAUCAGGACAAGAACCGGCCCAAGGGUUGGUGCCGCAUCUUCGCGAUCUCGGAUGUCCACAUCGACCACGGCGGUGCGGUGUUGAAGUGGGCAGAAGGGAUCAAUGACAAGGAGUUCAAGAACGACAUUCUCAUCGUUGCCGGUGAUUUGGGCGACACCUUCAACGCUAUCAAGCGCGGCUGUUUCGGGGGGGUUGAGCCCAAGAGGGUCAUGGGAUCACGUGAAGAGUUUGGGCUACAGGACUCAAAAGUGGCCCUACGAUAUGGUGAUGGCACUGCCCUUCUGGACAGCCUUCCAGAGUCGCUUCAAACACAACACAUCGCAGGUGAUGUGGAUGUCAGCGGUUUGGGCGCUGGCGAUUCUGCUCUGCUUGCCAAGUUCCUGGAGGAAGGAGAAGCUGAUCUUUUCUUUCAGAAUUUGCUGCCUGGUGGCGAGAUCGAGUAUCAGCAGUGGUAUCACAUGCCAGACAAGAAGAAGCCAAAUGAAGCGCUGAAGCGCUUGCAGCGGGUCAAAGUGGCCAUGGCAGAUCCAGAAGAGGCUGGACUGCCCUGGUACCGAUUUCCGGUGAAUGAUCAACAGCGGUAUGGUAUUCUGCCCAUGUCGCCAACCAUUCGGGAGCUUUGCUCGCGUGCAAGCAAGCGCACUGGUUUCAUCUUCAAUCAUGCUGUUGUGUUGUACUACGCUGAUGGGAAUGAAUGCAUUGGAUUUCACAAGGACAAGACCUUAGAUUUAGACGAAGAGGCACCCAUUGUCAGCAUCUCCCUGGGACGACCUGGCCGGCCUUACAUCUUGCGGGACAACAUUUUUCAGCCCACGCAGCAGACAGAGAUCUUCUUGUCUCAUGGUGCAUUGUUCCAGUUGGGUGCCAAGACCAAUUCAUCCUACUAUCACGCCGUGAAGCAAACCACAGCAGCUGCCACUGGGCCACGCGUAUCAAUCACCUUCCGUCGAGUGCUAUCCUACAAGACUGAUUCAGGGGAUUUGAUUGGACAGGGUGCAAGCUAUGCUUCGUUGAAUUGGCCAACUGAGCUGAAUGGCCAACACCGUCUCGACGAUGCCUUGGAGGAGUCUGUGCCAGGUCCAACAGGUCCAACAGGUCCAGGUCAGCCUGUGGAGCCGCGUCCAAAGCGAGAGCAGCGCGGACAGCUGCAGCCCUCGGACGUGAAGUUUUUGAAAGACCUUAUCGACGAGGCGAAGUUGGAGCCCUUCUUUAAACAGAAAGACAUUCGUGGUGCAGGUUUGGCAGCUCAGGAGCUGCUGAAAAGCAAGGGUCGCCCCGAGCUGUCCAAGGCUCUGGGGCAACGAAUCGGUGAGGCUUUUAACAAAUGGAAAUCUCAGAAAGAGGCUCCCAAAGAGGCUCCAGCUCCGCAAGAGGCCCUGCCCAAAGCGACGCCACCGAAGUCGGUGGCCACCUCAACUGCCAUCACUGCACCCAGCUGCUGGUCCUUUGGAGCCAAGUUGCUGCAAUGGUUCCGGGUGACUCCCGAAGUGACCCCCCAGGAGAUCCUCAAGUAUUGGUUUGGCGAUGAGCCCUACAAGUUCCGUGGUGGACUUUGGUGGCGGGGCAUCGAUCCCAACAUGCCGUUGGAUGGCCAGGAAGGCACAGAUCGUCGAAUCCGCGAGAGGUACAGCAAGUUAAUUCGCAGCUGUGCGAAUGGUCUCCCAGAAUCGCUGCGUCCCUGGACCCAAAGCCCUCAGGGCUGCUGCGCCCUGGUGCUGCUUUUGGAUCAAUUUCCUCGGAAUGCAUUUCGCGGUACAGCUGAGAUGUUUCAAUACGAUUCCCUGGCGCAGGAAAUGGCAAAAGAAGCCCUAAAGGGCGAUCUUCCCUGGCCGCAUGCCACAUUCUGCUACGUUGCCUUCAUGCACUCCGAAAAAGUGGAGAUGGUUGAGGAGGCCUGCUUGGGUCUUUUGCGUGCCUUUACUGCAUUUUACUGCAAUAUCUGCAAUGGUACCACGAUGGAUCACAUCCUCUGCAACCCUCAAGAUGUGUUGCCCAGCAUGCCCCGCGCCAAGACUGCUAAGGAGAACCGCAUCAAGUCCAUGCAUGUGGAAGCACGGCAUCACGCGACGACGCUGCGAAACUUCGGACGAUAUCCACAUCGAAAUGAAGUGCUGGGCCGAACCAGCACCGUGGGAGAGCAGAAGUGGCUGCAUUCCAAAAAGCUUCCUGCGUGGGCAAUGUCAGUGCGACCUAAAUUCAACCGCACGCCUGCUGAGUCCACCACAGAACAAGAAACAGUUGCGCCAGGGAUGGUGGUUGACACUUCGGUGUCUGCAGUCCCAAAGACGCGAGUUCUGGUUCUCCAUAGCAAUCGCCAAAACUCACAGGAUUUCAAGACUCUUGGGUUGAAUGAGCGCAAUGAUGUCCAGGAAAUCGCCAAGUUGCACUUCCUGGAAGCUCCCCAUGCAUACACGCCAAUGGGAGAGGCCGAAGAACAAUCUGCCCACCUGGGAAUUGCUGCCAAGAACCGCUGCUGGUGGAAUUCCACUGAUGACCCAGCGACCAUGCGCUAUGUUGGUUUCGACAAGACUCUGGAACACAUUGAGAAGGCCUUUGUCGAAGAGGGCCCCUUCGACGGCGUGGUCGGCUUCUCUCAGGGUGGAUGCCUUGCUGGGCUGCUUGCAGCUAUGCAGCCACGUGGCACCAUGAGGUUCAAUUUUUGUGUCUUGAUUUCUGGAUUCUACUGCCGUGAUGUCGAGCUGUGCAAACUGCAGCUGGAAGCAGUGCCUGAAAGGCAUCAGCAGGAGCUGGUGAAGGCCAAAGAAGGUGCUGUGGAGAUGCCAUCCUUCCACAUUUGGGGUUUGGAGGAUCAACUGGUGGAACCCUGGCGUUCGCAGAUUUUGUCUCAAACCUUUAAGGAUCCCAUCAUUGCAACUCACCCAGCAGAUCAUUUCAGCCAAGGACGUCAUCAUUGGCCUAUCACCCAGCUGGCUGACUGGUUGCUGAAAUCGGGACUUGCUGCUGAGCCCACAGUGGCUGCACCAGACUCUGCUGAUGUGUCACCUUGGGCCAGGAUAAUGAAAGGCAGCGGAGUGGCGCACGUCUCCCUGGAGGAUGUGAAGGAAGCAGUGGAAGUAGCGGGCGACGAGACCAAGAAGCUGCGACAGCUGUUGGAUCGAGCAUUGUCACUGCUUCCGUGGAAUUCCAAAGUAGCUCAGCCCUUCGCAGCAUACUGGAUCUUCAUCCUGGUGGCUUCGGAACACCCGUUUCAAGGCUGCCAUGACGACUUGCUGAAGGAACUAGUGGACGCAGGCGGUUGGAAGACCACCCUUCACCUGCAUCAAAUCAUCGAGGAGAUGAAUGAAGACUCUCAGGAGGCACGUCGCCUUUAA
Cladocopium goreaui is the source of this 3861-nucleotide messenger RNA. The record is from the annotation of a GenBank genome assembly. NCBI's taxonomy places the organism in Eukaryota, Dinophyceae, Suessiales, Symbiodiniaceae.